Molecule: messenger RNA, 834 nt
Organism: Rhizophagus irregularis DAOM 181602=DAOM 197198
Lineage: Eukaryota; Fungi; Glomeromycota; Glomeromycetes; Glomerales; Glomeraceae
Source: RefSeq, a predicted model, not a curated record
CUUCAUUCUUUUCAUUUUAAAGCUAUUUAUGCAUAUUUAUUAAAUCCUUUUAAUAAAAGAUUCAAUAAAUAUGAAAAUAAGGGGAGAAAUUAGGACUAAAAAAUCAUUAAGUUCCGUUAAAAAGAAUAUUAAUCCUUCAAUUAUAAGAUAUGAUAAAAAUAUAAUGAAUAAGUUAGAAAGCACAAAUACUAUCUCAUCGGUAAAUGGAGGUUUCGAUACGCAAACGGUAACAUCGAUACCUUCUCCACAUGUAACUGGAAAACACUCCUCAACUCAAACUAUUCCAAUAAUAGUUUGUUUAGUAACAAUGUGUCUUCUAAUAAUUGCCGCAAUAAUUUUCGUUUUUCAUCAUAGACGAAAAUUCAAUGCUGAAAAAGAUGAAAAUGAAAAUCCUAUAAAACUUGCAAAAAGGACAAAUGAAAUGAGGGAUAUAAUAUCAGAAACAACUUCAAUGAGUGAUGAUGAUAUUGAAUCAAAAAGAUCUUCCGGUUCCUCAUUUCUUGCCAUUGAAGUUAUGACAAAUACUUUAUCAAAUAUAAUUAAACAACAAGGAGGAAAAAUUAAGAUCUCUGAUACUAAUAAUAUAUCAGCAACAAACGAUUUGGUUAAAGUAAAAUCUUUAGAACUUCUCGAAAAUCGUGAUACCUCCAAAAGUUCUAGGCGUGUAAAUAGCUUUAUAAGUAUGGCCAAUAAUAUGUUUGGAAAAAGUUCCUCGUGAUAAGUCAUUUGACGUAUAUCUUUGUUUAUAUAUUAUAUAUAUAUAUUUAUUUACCUGUAAUUGUACGAGAAUUUGUUAAAUUUUUUUCUUUAAUUGUACAAAUUAUGUAAUAGCUG